AUGAACGUUUUGAUCUCUGGCUCUGGGAUCUUGGACGAUGGUGAUGAUGUCGAGAAUUUUAUUGAUGACAAAAUCAGAGAGCUCAACAAACAGGGCAGUGAAGACCCUUUUUACGUAGCAAAUUUAGAUACAGUCUUAGAAAAGCACCAGAGAUGGCAGAGCUGUCUGCCCAGAGUGACACCUUUCUAUGCAGUGAAGUGCAACAACACACCGGCCGUCCUCCAGAUGCUCAGCGCACUGGGAACAGGGUUUGACUGUGCCAGCAAAAGGGAGAUGGAGAUGGUCUUGUCCUCUGGAGUGACACCAGACAGAAUUUUAUACGCACAUACAGCUAAACCAACAUCGCACAUCAGGUACGCCCGGGCUAACGGAGUAGACACCAUGACGUUUGACAGUGAGGAAGAGCUCGUCAAGAUCGCCACCUCUCAUCCUAGUUCAAAACUCUUGCUGCGCAUUGCGGUGGACGACUCCAAAUCAAUGGUAAAGCUCAGUCCAAAGUUUGGAGCAAAAUUGCAGAGUGUGGGCUCCCUGCUGAAGCGAGCUCAGGAGCUGCACUUGGACAUCACUGGAGUCAGCUUCCAUGUUGGCUGUUUGUGCACGGACAGCAUUAUGUACAAGAAGGCCAUAGCAGACGCCCGGCGUGUCUUCGAUCAAGCAGUGAGCCCCUGCAAUCCAUAUGUAUCUUAA
Molecule: messenger RNA, 687 nt
Organism: Knipowitschia caucasica
Lineage: Eukaryota; Metazoa; Chordata; Actinopteri; Gobiiformes; Gobiidae
Source: the annotation of a GenBank genome assembly